AUGCCACGUAUCAAAGGGUUUGACCUGUUUACGAUCGGUGUUAUAAUUGUUGCAGGUGUCUAUACAGGCACUAAAUUUUUUGAACCUCUAGUCAUCGAGCAGCUACGAAAGGAUGGCCAUUUAAGAACUGAUAUUUCAGUCCCCAAAUAUAACAGCGAGGGGGAACCGGUUGACGAGAAGUCCAUGAUGCAGCUUAGAAAAGAGCUAGAGCAAAUAAACAAAUUAGAGAAAUCACAGGCUCGCAAACCUCAACCACCUGCUUCAACCACUGGAACAUCUCAAAGUUCGUGA
This is a messenger RNA of Zygotorulaspora mrakii, 291 nucleotides long. RefSeq names its product Ecm19p (gene ECM19). The transcript has a single exon. Lineage: Eukaryota; Fungi; Ascomycota; Saccharomycetes; Saccharomycetales; Saccharomycetaceae. The record is from RefSeq and is a predicted model, not a curated record. The coding region runs from base 1 to 291 and encodes 96 amino acids.